AUGCGGGAGACCCUGCCUCGUCCAAGAAGACCGAGGGAAGAUGCUUCUGAGGACCAAAGGAUGAGCAAGGAACUGCUGAGGAAGGCUGACGAGGAGAGAGAGAAAAUUGUCCAGGAAUGGAAGGAUCUCUGUCGUUUCCUGGAAGAACAGAAGGAGCAGCUGAUCGGGUGGCUGGAAAGCCUCGCAGGGAACAUUAUCGAGAGACGGGGGGAGAGUCUGUCCUCGGAGACCCCUCCGCCGAGUGAAACGGGGGGAGCGCAGGAGCACAUUGGCUGCCAGCAGGCCGCCGGCAGCUCCAACAGCAGGAAGGAGUUUCCGUUUCCAACAAGGCAAGGCUACUUCCUCGAGGUGGAGCUGAGGCUUCGCCAUUUCUCCGAGAGGAGGAAGACCGUCAUGAGAGAGGCGCUGAACUGCUUCCGAGAGUCCCUGAAGACGGAGCUCGAAAGUCUGAUUGGAGCAUUUCCUCGGGAGCAACGUGAAAUGGCAACAGAUGUGGGAUCUGUGGUUCAGAAUCUGCUGAAGUUUGAGGAUGUGGCUGUGGAUUUUACAGAUGGCGAGUGGGACCUUUUGGAUGCCCCUCAAAGGACCCUCUACAAGGACGUCAUGCGAGAGAACUACGAGAACACAACCUCACUGGUUCUGGCCAUCACCAAGCCUGACGUGAUCUCUCGGCUGGAACAAAUGGACGAGCUGCCGGCAUUGGAUCUCCACAGCGCCAGGGACCACGUAGGAGCCAGCACAAACCCCGACACGUCGGCAAAAGUGGAGCAAGGGAACGAGAUCUGGGCUGAGCAUCGGCGCAGGCUGGAAGGAAAUGCUUGCAGCGAGCGAACAGGAGUUGCUGAGAGAACAAGAGAGAAUGAGGGGAGGGGUCUUCAACCAGAAAACUUUAAGCUGGCAGGGUCACACACUGCAUUGCUCCAAAGCACUGGGACCAAGUCCAAAUCCCGUGAAAAGCAGGGAGCCCCCGAGACUCAACCCAUGUCACCAGGCAGCCAUCUUGGAGAGCAGCUGCUGGAACCAGUUCUUUUUGUGGGGCUGGAGAAGAACGCAGCCAACGUAGGGACAGGGCUGCAGAGCCAAGAGCUUUGCUCCACAUGUGGGAAGGCCUUCAACAACAGGGCAAGUCUGGUUAGACACCAGAGACUCCACAGCGGGGAGAAGCCGCACACUUGCACCGACUGCGGGAAAAGCUUCAACAAGAGGUCCAACCUUGUUACUCACCAGAGAAUCCACACGGGAGAGAAGCCCUACAGGUGUGUGGAGUGUGGGAAAAGCUUCAGCCUGAGCUCUAGCCUCGUCCGACACCAGAGGAUCCACACUGGGGAGAAGCCCUACCAGUGCUCCGUGUGCGAAAGGAGCUUCAACCAGAAGCCCUCCCUGGUGGUGCACGAGAGGACCCACCGCCGCGAGAAGCCCUACAAGUGCUCGGCGUGCGAGAAGAGCUACAGACACCCAACGAACCUCAUCGCUCACGAGAAGGUCCACCGGGAGGAGAAGCCAUACUGGUGCGCGGAGUGCGGGAAAAGGUUCAGCUUCAGCUCUCAGCUGAUCACCCACCAGAGGAUCCACGCGGAGGAGAAGCCCUACAAGUGCUCCGUCUGCGAGAGGGGGUUCAGCCGGCCCUCCAGCCUCGUGGUGCACGAGAGGGUCCACACGGGAGAGAAACCCUACAAGUGCACGGCCUGCGAAAAGGGCUUCCCCUCCAACUCGAGCCUGGUGAGGCACCAGCUCACCCACGUGGAAGAGAAGCUGUGUGCGGAAUGCGGGAAAAGCUUCAGUCCAAAUUCCCGGCUCCAGAGGAUGCAGGCUGGGGAGGAAAUGUCCAAGUGCCCGGGAUGUGAGAACCGGUUCGACUCGAGUCCGAGCGGUUUCCCAGGGGUACAGCUUACCAAAUGGGGAAAACCUGUUGGCAGACGAAACAGCAGUCAGCGUGAUGGCAUUCGUAUCGUAGAUUCUGCGGAGGUGCAACUGGAGGACGAUAUUUUCAGCCAGAGCUCCCUUCCUCAGCAUUAUCACAUUCACUAUGCGGGGUGGGAAUGA
Messenger RNA from Lacerta agilis (Sand lizard), 2043 nucleotides. RefSeq names its product zinc finger protein 260-like. The transcript has 9 exons. Gene Ontology annotation, cellular component: nucleus. Bases 1 to 2043 code for a protein of 680 amino acids. NCBI's taxonomy places the organism in Eukaryota, Metazoa, Chordata, Lepidosauria, Squamata, Lacertidae. Gene Ontology annotation, molecular function: DNA-binding transcription factor activity, RNA polymerase II-specific; RNA polymerase II cis-regulatory region sequence-specific DNA binding. Gene Ontology annotation, biological process: central nervous system development; regulation of transcription by RNA polymerase II. The record is from RefSeq and is a predicted model, not a curated record.